Molecule: messenger RNA, 2592 nt
Organism: Fusarium subglutinans
Lineage: Eukaryota; Fungi; Ascomycota; Sordariomycetes; Hypocreales; Nectriaceae
Product: penicillin-binding 4
Exons: 6
Coding region: 1-2592 (863 amino acids)
Source: RefSeq, a predicted model, not a curated record
AUGCGUUUUGAAGCAUUGGCUUAUAUAGGCCUGGCUGGCUCUGCAACAGCCAGCGUCAUCCUCUCAAAUGAUGUUCCUCUUACUGGUCCCUCUUUUCUCCCCAACUUCGACAUUUCCAAGACAGAUUUUCUCAAUGAAGCCAAGCAAAAGUUCCCAUCUUUGGUGGAAGAACUGUUCGAUACCAAGAUCCUGAACAAAACAGACCUUAUUUUUGCUGUUGAUGUCUUUUCAGCCUCGACCAAUGAUUCGCUUUACAGCUACUUCCAUGUCGGCGAUACCUACAAACAUACUCUCACAAAGGGAAACCUGACUGAGGACACAAUCUUCAGAACAGGCAGUGUGACAAAGGUCUUCACUGUGUAUGCUAUUAUCGCUAAGGCUGGCAUUGAGGCAUUGAGCUAUCCGGUGUCCAUUUUCCUGCCCGAGCUCUUGGGUAAUACCUCUAGCAACCCGCUGGAGAGAAUAGACUGGAGUGAAAUCACUGUGGGGGCACUUGCUUCACAUCAGGCUGGCACCAGCGGCCCGGGACAAUACCUUAAGCCGGGAUUCGACGGGAACGAUCGCAAGGCGUUUCUUGAAUUUAUGCGGGAUACACAGACCCCCACGAUGGGCCCUUGGCGAAGUGCACUGUACUCGGAUGCUGGCUUUGGAGUUCUGACUCUGAUCCUCGAGCGACUCACUGGCCAAGAGUACAAGGACGCCAUUAAAGAUAUCAUCUUUAAACCGCUUGGAAUGAACUCUUCCUCUGCAGUGGUCCCUAAUGGCACAGACGUGGAUGCCGUAGCGCGGACUGGGCUCGUAUCAUGGGGCACCGAUGUCCCUAUUGUGGCUGGAUCUGGUGGCAUAUAUUCCUCUGUCAAAGACCUCCGACUCGCAGGACUCUCUAUCCUCAACUCUGAACUCCUCUCAUCUUCCACUACUCGCGAGUGGAUGAAACCUCGAAGCAGCACCGGCACUCUUGUCGAGCUUGUCGGAGCACCCUGGGAAAUCACGCGUCUCACCCUACCUACUGGCCCUGGCUCAAACCGCACCCGUGUCUCUGACCUCUACCUCAAGGCUGGUGGUACAAAUGAUUACACCUGCUUCAUCGCCCUGUCGCCAGACCAUGGUAUUGGCUUCUCAAUCCUGAUUGCUGGAGAAACUGCUACCCCUGCGCGUUGGCCGCUCCGCGAUGUUACAGGAACAACCUUCAUCACAGCAGCUGAGUAUGCUGCGGCAGAAAGUGCCGAUAAAAACCUCACUGGCACAUUCGUCGUCAAAGGCUCCGAGACAACAAACAUGACCAUUGAAGUCACCAAAGGAGAGCCUGGAUUGAAGUUGAAGUCCUGGUACGUUGAAGGAAAAGAUGUAGUUGAGGAUACUUCGUCUCGCCUCUACCCAAUGGGUCUCUACUCCAAUUCUCGCUCCCUGGCCGCACAAUACAACAUCAAGGGUAAGGUUUCUGCAGCUUUCCGAGUGGUUACUGGACUUGCCCCUCCGGCACCUCGUGCUGCUGUUGAGGGCGGAAAAGGAGGAUUGUUUGACCAUAGUCAGGCUUGGAUGAACAUCGGAGCUUCUGGGACGGCCGAUGAGCUCAUCUUCAAUAUGGAGGAUGCAAGAGUCGUUAGCAUCAUCAGUCCCUACGAUGACAUUCACAAAAAGUCGGUCUCCAUGGUGCCUGCAAUCGAGUCUCCCAAAGAUCGAAUCAGCGCGGCAGCAGCUGAAGGAGAGCGACUACUGUCGGUUAUAGCUGCCACUGAAGAUACUGUAGCCACUCUAACCCAGGUCAAACUCGACCUUGCUGCCCUCAAAAACAUAUGGUAUGAUGCAGACGCGUUAUAUAGCGAAAUAUCCGCUCGCCUCGAAACGGAACAGAAGGAAUUUGAAGCUCUGCGAGAUAGCCACUUCAAGAAAUUCUUUGCCGGCUCACAGUAUAAGGAGAAGCUUAACAAGGAAGAGAAUGACGUGAUAGAGCUGCUGGAGUGGCAGGCCAAGGCGGACAAGACGCGCAAGGAGCUCAAGGCCAAGCUGGACGACAUGAAGGAGCGGAGGCAGAAGUUAGAACACAUGAUCGAACAACGUGUGCAAGCCCUGAAUGAACUCGAGAAACUUUAUGCAGUUGUCUUUGACGGGCCUUCGCCAGAUAAUGCUGAAGAAGAUAUGCUCGAGGCAGAGAUGGAAGCAGCUCAACAGUCUGGCCGAGGCGUCACAAUUCCUGGCCCUGGCUCAGGGCUCGAUCCCGAAGUCGGCGGGUUUAUCAUGCCCAAGGUUGCAGACGGCAAAAGCGCUAUUGGCAGACUCGAUGACUGGAACAACACACCCGUGACUGACUACCUGUUCCAUCGGGAGAUCGAAGCAACGGCAGAGGGUAUAGCUGCGGCGGGCGCGAUUGUAGAUGAGGAGCUACGAAAGGCUGAGGAGAAGAAGAGGACAUGGACUGAAAAGAGGGAUACUGCAGGCAAGGAACUGAAUCAAGCAAGAGAGAAACUGCAACAGUUACGAGCCCGGAUCUUUGAGGACGCUGUUAUUGGUCAAGGAAGCUCAGCAGUGCCGUCCCAUGAGCAAGCGACAGUAAAUGAGCACCCGCCACAGUAUCGAGAAUCAGAACAUUAG